AUGCUUUGCAAGAAACUCAUUUUGUGUCUCGUAAGACACAGUGGAAUGUUCUCUCCCUUCCUACUGGUUGCUGGUCUCCUGUUGAUGUUGUUGCUUCCUAUGUAUGCAUCCAAGGAUAUCUUUUUGGACGAGAAUAAUAUUAAAACCGUCCAGCCGCCGGCCUAUUUCAAUAAAUACAUUAUAGCAACAGCGUCAUCAGAGAUCCAAUGGAACCAACGCCUCGUACGCGGCCUCCGUUCACCAGGACCUGAUGUAAUUGCUGUGUAUGUGAACUCCGCCUACAGUGAAUCAGUGAAGCUUGGAAAUAUAAUUAUUCAACAUUUGCUCGACCGAAACGACCUGAGCUGUGAUGUAUGGUUCUACUUUGUCAAUGUUUCUGUUAAAUGGCCGAUUCCUGAGACCUACGUGAAAGCGGCUUUAGUUCUCAAUUUUUCAUCACUUCAGAAUCCUGUAGAAUGCGUUGACAUAUAUUCCAAACACGGUCUUCGACCAAAUCAAGAUUUGGCCAACCUCGCCAUCCUGUGGGCGGACUGGAAUUCCUUCCGCGUGUCACUUAUUUGUCAGACCGGAAGAUCACCUGAAUUUGCUGAAUACGGCCCGCUUGUUUACUAUAUUAAAUCUCUCGAGGAAUCGAUGCUCGUUGAUAAUUAUCCCCAACCCUGGCAUGCGAUUUCAACUAGGGGCAUUCAUACCAUUGCUCUUUCUUCCAACCCUGCGUAUGCUUAUUACGAUGAGGAUAAAGUAGAGCAAAAUUCAAAUGUGACUUUAAGGUAUGUCACCAUGACUCUUCAAAUAUUGUUGUCUAUAAGUAUACUGGAUGAAAAACUUCACCAUGCAACGUUUGGGUACAUUCCCACACGCUUCGACCGCUAUGUUAGCUUUGAUAUCGCCCAGCUCGUUAUUUUUCUCUUCAUUGCCUCCAUCACAUCUACGGCAUACCGUAUGCACCAACUUUCAAAUCACAACCACUAUCAUUUUGGAAUGUUCCUGACGUUGGCAAUGACUCCAAUUGCUGCUGCAAUGUACAAGUACGCUGGUUUGCCUGCGCUGGCGAUGGCUACUAUUUUCUUCGCUGAAGCUAUGAAGCGGAUGCCAGUGAUGCUAGCGUGGAUUAGCGCGAAUAUCGUUGGCCUUGUUCUCAUGAUUGGUCUCCAACCCUCUACGGGCAUCCUCGGUGGAGCAGCUGUGGCCUUGCAGUUAUUUUUCCUCCAUCCUAUGUGCUCUAAUUUUAUUUUAUUACCUGGCGUAGUUAUCUCGUGGGUCGCCUAUUUAUACUUUACAUGGUAUUUGGGCUUCCCCAUUUGGUCUACCAAGACCAUCAGCUCGAUUUUUGUUAGCGUUUUCUUAUACCCCAAUGCUGUGUGGGUAUCAAGUAGAUUUCUGCGUUUUUUGAAUGCAAAAGAAAAACGUAAUGGGAAAUCUUAA
Molecule: messenger RNA, 1425 nt
Organism: Phytomonas sp. EM1
Lineage: Eukaryota; Euglenozoa; Kinetoplastea; Trypanosomatida; Trypanosomatidae
Source: the annotation of a GenBank genome assembly